AUGUUCUCGCAAGAGCUGCUCAUCUCCACAACACUCGUUCUGCUUCUUCCCAUAUACUACUUGUGCCUGAGGGCUGGCUGUAGAUCAAAUAACCCAGCGGUGAUCCCAACAACUGGCCAAUACUGCACAUGUUCCCUUCCUUCGUGGCCAACCUCCACAACUUGCAGGAUUAUUUCACCCUUGUCCUCGCUGGAUCAGGUCACAACUUCAGGGCGCACGGCCCUCCUGGAACCGGAAUGCAGUUCUUCGUCACAUGCGACCCUGCCAACAUCCGGCACAUCUUCACGACCAACUACACCAACUUUCCCAAGGGUGCGGAGUUCGCCGCGAUCUUCGACAUCAUGGGUGGCAGCAUCUUCACCAUCGACGGUGAGCCAGCCCGUCGACAGCGUGCGAAAAUCAAGGGCGUACUCAGCAGCCAGCGGUUGCUUGCAAGGAUGGAGGCUUGCUGCCGCGACAAGGUUUAUGUUUGACAUGGCUGCUACUCCUCUCUUCGAUGUGGACCCUGGUCUCCUAUCUUGGGACAUGCCGCCCAUGGACGCUGCCGUUGCCAUGGACACGGUCAUGGAGGUGGCCUUAUUCCGAGUCAUGAUGCCAGCUUCUUGUUGGAGGUUGAUCAGGUGGCUAAACAUGGACCCUGAGAGGAAGCUCAAGGCAGCACACACGGUGCUAUGUGCCUUCGUCAUGGAGAUGAUGGAUAGGAGGAAGGUCAACACAUGUCGUGUUGGCAAUGACGAGGAACAAGAAGGUAUAGAUAUUUUUUCUUCCUUCCUCAACGACCCCGAUUAUGACGAUGAUGACUUGCUCCGUGCGAUGAUCAUUAGCUACAUGCUCGCUGCCAGGGACACAGUUGGAGCAACAUUGACAUGGAUUUUCUACAACCUUGCCCAACACCCUAAAAUUGUGUCAAUCAUCCGCAAAGAACUCUCACCCAUUGCAUCACGUAAAGUAGCGGCCGGUGUGGAUUCCAUGGUGAUCUUCGAGCCGAAUGAGACCAAAUCUCUGGUCUAUCUAAGAGCCGUCUUGUACGAGACUCUCAGGUUGUACCCAGCGGCGCCUCUUGAGCGCAAGGUAGUCGCCGCUGAUGAUAUCAUGCCGAGUGGCCAUGAGGUGCACACCGGCGACACCAUCUUUAUUUCUCUCCAUUCCAUGGGGAGAAUGCAGGGCAUAUGGGGUAAAGAUUGCCUGAACUACAAUCCAGAUAGGUGGUUCUCGGAGGAUGGCAACAAGCUAAGGUACAUACCAUCUCACAAGUUCUUGGCCUUCAACUCGGGCCCGAGGAUGUGCCUCGGGAAGGACAUCGCGGUUAUGCAGAUGAAGACAGUCAUCGCCUCAACAUUGUGGAACUUCGAUGUGGAGGUGAUGGAAGGGCAAAGCAUCCAGCCUAAGCCGUCUUGUAUACUGGAGAUGAAAAAUGGGCUUAUGGUUAAGCUGAAAAAGCGAGAAAUGUAA
This is a messenger RNA of Triticum turgidum subsp. durum (durum wheat), 1452 nucleotides long. The record is from the annotation of a GenBank genome assembly. NCBI's taxonomy places the organism in Eukaryota, Viridiplantae, Streptophyta, Magnoliopsida, Poales, Poaceae.